AUGUCAAUCGCUCCUAAAAUCGCCGUCAUUGGCGAGGGUGUCAUCGGGUGCACGACGGCAUUCCAAUUGACGCGAGCGAUUCCGAAGGCCUCGAUCACCGUGUUCCAUGACCGCCCGUUCGAGAAGACGUGCAGCUACGGACCCGCCGGUCUCUUCAGAAUCGAUUUCGAGGAGAACAAGGAAUAUGGCCGCGCCACGUUCGCCUGGUUCGCUCAACUAUGCAAGAAAGUGAGCGGCGCCGAAACCGGCGUCAAAUUGAUCUCAGGUCACAUUCAAUCGGAUUCGAAGGAGCGUCUCGAACAGCAGCAAAAAGCCUACGGCGAUAUUGUCUACAAUUUUCGAUUCCUCACUGAUCGGGAGAGGCUCGAAAUGCUCCCAAAUCCGCAUAAGUAUGCAAUCCACUAUACCGCCUACGCAUCUGAAGGAGGCAAGUAUGUUCCUUAUUUGAAGCGUCAGCUUCUCGAAAAGGGCGUUUCGUUUAAAGCAGAAGCCGUCGAAAAUCUUGACAAUCUUGCUGAUCAAGGUUUCGAUGUCAUUGUGAAUUGCGCGGGUUUGAACGGCGGUCAAAUUGCCGGCGAUGAUAAUGACAUCCGUCCGAAUCGGGGAAUUGUGAUCGAAGUCGAAGCGGCGUGGCAUAAGCAUUUCAAUUAUCUCGAUUUUAUCACGUUCACGAUUCCCAAGGAGAACUCCGUCGUUAUAGGCUCAGUGAAACAAAGUGGACGCAACGAUUUGGAGAUCACCGAUGAGGAUAGGAACGAUAUUCUUUCGCGAUAUUAUGAGCUUCAUCCGACGAUGAAAGGCGCCAAAAUUCUUCGCGAAUGGUCGGCUCUACGACCAGAGCGAAGCAAAAUUCGAAUAGAAUCUGUUGAUAAGAAAUCUGCCAACGGAAAACCUUAUACGGUGGUUCAUCAUUAUGGUCAUGGUGGAAAUGGAUUCACAUUGGGAUGGGGGACUGCAAUGGAAGCGACGAAGCUUGUACAAAACGCUUUAGGAAAGAAUAAGCUUUAA
This is a messenger RNA of Caenorhabditis bovis, 1008 nucleotides long. Lineage: Eukaryota; Metazoa; Nematoda; Chromadorea; Rhabditida; Rhabditidae. The record is from the annotation of a GenBank genome assembly.